AUAAUUUUAACUUUUUAGAUCAACAGAGCAUAUUUGGCGCGAAAUCGGAUUUCCCUCGGCAACGUGAUUAUCAAUAACAAAAUGUUGCUCGUGUAACAAAAUUUAUUAGAAUUUACAAUGGAUAUCAGAAAUUAUUUUGGAUCUAUUGGAAGUUCAGCUAAAAAGGUAACUUCUACACCAAAUAAACCCAAAGAGUUAAUUCCUACUAAAUCAGAUGGUUUGAAAAGUAAUAAAUCUCCAAAGGAUCUUAUUAUCUUAGAGGAGAACAACAACAUUGAUAAGCGAGAGAAACCUGGAAAGAAGCUAAAUGCCAGCAAUCACUCAGUUGAAAAACGUGUUAAUGAAAAUGUAUUGGGAGGAAAGAAACUUGCUGCAACUACACCAGAGCAGGUGAAGAAGAAAGAAAAAUACAAUGGUAAAGGUUCUAGAGCUGAUGAAAAUAGCACAAACAAAUCUUCACAUCAAGAAAAAAAUGUGGAUAAUAAGAAAGAAACCAGCAAGAAAAAGACUGAGAAAAAGCAGUCAGAAGAUAUUGGCAAAGUGUCUGGGAAAAAACGGAGGUAUUUCAGUGAUAGCGAUGACGAUUUUGAUGUUAAGAAAAUGAAGACCUCUCCAAAGCAGAUGGACAACUCCAGAGAACAUGACAAAAAAUCUAUUAGCAAAAAAGACAAGGACAAAAAGUCUGUUAGCAAGAAUGAUAAGGAGAAAACUAUGGAAAAAAAGAAAGAGAAGUUGAAUAAAAGUCAGGAGGAAGCUGGCAAAGAAAAGUCAAGGGUGGCAUCAAAGGAGAAAUCAGCAAGAAUUGGUAAAGAGGAAAUGGUAAUGUAUGUUGAUAGCGAUGUUGACAGUGAUUCUUCACCUUUAAAGAAAACCUCCAAGAAGAAAGAUAAGAAGAAAAAUAUUAAGAUUUCAAGUGAAGAGGAGAAAGAAGAAUCAGAUGAUGAUGUGUCUCGAAGAAUUAUCAAAAAAGGAAAGAAAAAGAAGAAGAAACACAGUUACAGAAUAUCUGAUUCUGAUUCUGAAGAAGAAGUUAAAGUGAAGAAACCCAGAGAGAAAAAACCAAAAAAGAGACAGCCUAUGUUCUGUGAAUCAGAUGAAGAUGAUGGAAUGAAAUCUUCAAUCAAAACUUUCUUCAAACCUCAGUCUCAAAAUGAGAAACCAACUUCAUCAAAAAAUGCAAAGUCUCCAGCAAAAAGAGAAGCAGUGAGCAGUGCAGAUUUCUUUGGUUCUUCUGUAGUUGAAAGAACAGAAAGGAAAGUAACUAUUAAGGAAAAGAAUGAAGUGGAUGAAUCUUUUGAAGACGAAUUUCAUGAUGAUGAUGAUUUCCUGGCAACCUUGGCUCAGCUUGAUGAAGAAAUUCCUGUUAACAAAAAGGCUAAAGGCAAAACACCUGAGAAAAAAGCAGUUACACCUCAGAAACACACACCUUCGAAAAUAACUUCUAGCUGUUCUGUCACUCCAAAGAAAAGUGUUACACUCAGUAAAGUGACACCAGAAAAAAGACUCACACCAAGACGAGGAACACCAGAAAUGACAGUUACAUAUUGCAAAGAUACUCCUGAAAGAACUUCCAAACAACUUACUCCUUCUAAAUCAGCCACUUCUUCAAGUAGUCCUGGCAACAGUCUUACUAGUAAAUUGGCUGCCAAAAUGAAAGAAAAGAAAGAAGAACCAGUCAGAGCCUCACCAAAAACACCAACCAAAGUAAUAACCACAACUCCCAGUCAAAAACCUAAAGUUAACAUUCCAGAAACACCCACACCAAAUCCUGCAGACAGGAAAACCUCAUACCUGUCAUAUCUGAACAGAGAAGGGCCUCAGCAUCUUGGAUCUAAAGAAAUUCCAACGGGAGCUGAGAACUGUUUGGAGGGCUUAACGUUUGUAAUCACUGGAGUUUUAGACUCAAUUGAAAGAGAUGAGGCAAAAUCUUUAAUUGAGCGGUAUGGUGGUAGAGUAACACUUUCACUGAGCCGCAAGACAAAUUAUUUGAUUGUUGGUCGAGAACCUGGUCAAACUAAAAUACAGAAAGCAAGCAGCUUGAAAACACCACAGAUUGAUGAAGACGGUUUGCUUGAUCUAAUCCGCAGUAAACCAGGCAAAAAAUCUAAAUUCCUUAUCGAUGCAGAAAAAACAGUGAAAAAAGAAAACUUGGAAGCAAAGAAAAACGAAAAAGAAAGUAAUGUUAGUGGUGUGAAACGUAAUGUUAAAAGCCCAUUAAAAGCCAGUUGUGUGCCUUCUACCUCAGAUUCUGCCAAAGAAACAAAGCCAGACACAACAAAUAUUCCCAAAACUCCUUCAGAUACAUCACUCCUUUGGGUGGACAAGUACAAACCUAGCACGUUAAAACAGAUAAUUGGUCAAAAUGGUGACAAAAGCAAUGCAAAGAAACUUUUCAAUUGGAUCAGUAACUGGCAUGCAAACCGUGCGGCAGGAAUCAAACCUCAACCAAAUCGAUUCUAUCGUGGAAAUGAUAAUGGUGCAGGUUCAAAGGCAGCCCUUCUCUCUGGUCCACCUGGCAUUGGCAAGACAACAACUGCUCAUGUUGUCUGUAAGGAAGCUGGUUUUUCACUUGUUGAAAUGAAUGCAUCAGACACACGGAACAAAUCUUCUCUCAGUGAAGAACUAGCAACUUUACUGAAGAAUACAUCCUUAGUUGAUUAUUGUGGAACUGAGAGAUCAUCCUCAAAUGGCUUUAAACAUUGUGUGAUAAUGGAUGAAGUUGAUGGAAUGGCUGGUAAUGAAGAUCGUGGAGGUGUUGCGGAAUUGAUCCAAUUGGUGAAAACUACCAAAAUACCAAUUAUAUGUAUAUGUAAUGAUAGACAACACCAGAAAAUCCGUUCCCUUGCAAAUCACUGUUUUGAUUUGAGAUUCCAGCGUCCACAUAUGGCACAAAUAAAGGCUGCCAUGAUGACUAUUGCAUACAAAGAAGGCCUUCAGAUUAACCCAGGUGCAUUAAAUGAGAUAAUUUCAGCUUCUAAUCAUGAUAUUCGACAGGUCAUCCAUAAUUUGUUCAUGUGGAGUUCAUCUAAUAAGAAUAUAUCAUAUGAAGAUGCCAAAAGCAAUGCAGAAAUGGCUAAGAAGGAUAUAAAACUUAAUCCUUUUGAUGUGUGUCGGCAAGUCUUUGCUGGUGGUGAGAAGAAAAUGUCCUUUAUAGACAAGUCAGAUUUAUUUUUCCAUAAUUAUCAACUAGCACCUUUGUUUGUGCAAGAAAACUAUGCAUCUGUUGAGCCGUUUGCAGGAAGAGGAAACACAGCGAAACAUUUGUCUCUGUUAGCACAUGCAGCCAACAGUAUCUGUGAUGGAGAUAUUGUUGAAAAGCUCAUACGCCAAAGACAGAACUGGAGUCUACUUCCGGUAGAGGCUGUAUACGCUAGUGUUUUGCCCGGUGAAUAUAUGAGAGGCAGUGUUAACUAUAUGGUGUCUUUCCCAAGUUGGCUUGGGAAAUACUCAUCUCAGAACAAAAACCAACGUAUCUUACAGGAACUUGGAGGUCACAUGAAACUAAAUAUUUCAGCAGACCUAAGAGGUCUCAACCUGGAUUAUCUACCAUGUCUUCAGCAACACCUCGUGAAACCUCUACAAGAGCAACAAAAGGAGGGUGUACCUGAAGUCAUUGCAUUGAUGGACAAAUAUGAUUUACUUAAGGAAGACUAUGACAAUAUAAUGGACAUUACCAAGUGGCCUAAUUCUAAGGAUUACACCAAAAGCCUCACUACUGCUACCAAGGCGGCAUUCACACGGAGUUAUAACAAAGAAUCUCAUCUGACCCCAUAUGCUACUGGAACAGUGUCAAAGAAGCGUGCCAAAGCUGAAUCAGCAGGUGAUGAUGUAUUUGGUGAUGGAAGCACAAUAGACCAAACAUCUGACAGAGAAGAUGCUGAUUCUGAUGGUGAUGUUACUAAAGAUACUAUGAUUAAGAAGUCUGCAAACAAAAGUUCUGAGAAGACGGAUGUUAGUAAAGGAAAGGGAAAAGGAAAAGGGAAAGGAAAAGGGCAGUCUAAAAGCUCAUUGUAGCAGACUCCUUUCAAUUCUUUUUGAUUAUUGAAUCAUGAACAUUGUUUUCAGCAACAAAAUGUGUUUGCUCCAUUUUGAAGCUGUCAUUGAUUUGACAUUAAUUUUGCUUCUUUUUCUUUUUUUUUCCCUCCUCAUUGAGGAUAAUUUCAAUAAAUUUUAAACAUUUUGUAGUAAAAACA
Messenger RNA from Octopus sinensis (East Asian common octopus), 4193 nucleotides. Its product is annotated as replication factor C subunit 1. Gene Ontology annotation, cellular component: DNA replication factor C complex; nucleus. NCBI's taxonomy places the organism in Eukaryota, Metazoa, Mollusca, Cephalopoda, Octopoda, Octopodidae. Gene Ontology annotation, biological process: DNA repair; DNA replication. The coding region runs from base 118 to 4014 and encodes 1298 amino acids. The transcript has 24 exons. Gene Ontology annotation, molecular function: DNA binding; ATP hydrolysis activity; DNA clamp loader activity. The record is from RefSeq and is a predicted model, not a curated record.